AGCACGCAGACAUGACCCGAGCCGCAGAGCGAGGCCAAGGGGCUACAGGCUGGGGGCUGCGCGGCGCCCUGGUGGCCAUAGCGCUGCUGUCCGCACUGAACGCCGCGGGCACCGUGUUCGUGCUGUGCCAGUGGCGGGGGUUAAGCGCGGCGCUGCGGGCAUUGGAGGCGCAACGCGGCCGGGAGCAGCGCGAGGACAGCGCCCUACGCGCCUUUCUGGCCGAAUUGAGUCGUGCGCCGGGCCGGGUCCCCGAACCACCCCAGGACCCCAUGAGCGCAGCGCGCAACAAGCGCAGCCACAACGGCGAGCCUGCGUCACACAUCCGCGCCGAGAGCCAGGACAUGAUGAUGAUGAUGACCUACUCCAUGGUGCCGAUUCGAGUGAUGAUAGACCUGUGCAACAGCACCCAGGGCAUCUGUCUUACAGGACCACCGGGCCCACCAGGACCUCCAGGAGCCGGCGGGUUACCAGGCCACAAUGGAUCAGAUGGGCAGCCUGGUCUCCAGGGCCCAAAAGGAGAAAAAGGAGCAGUCGGCAAGAGAGGAAAAAUGGGGUUACCCGGAGCCACAGGAAAUCCAGGGGAAAAGGGAGAAAAGGGAGAUGCUGGUGAACUGGGCCGACCUGGAAAUGAGGGCCCACCAGGGCAGAAAGGUGACAAGGGAGACAAAGGAGAUGUGUCCAAUGACGUGCUUUUGACAGGUGCCAAAGGUGACCAAGGUCCCCCUGGCCCCCCUGGGCCCCCAGGGCCUCCAGGCCCUCCUGGAAGCAGAAGACACAAAGGCUCUCGGCAACCGAAUGUGUUCAACAGCCAGUGUCCAGGGGAGACGUGUGUCAUACCCAAUGAUGAUACCUUGUUGGGAAGAGCUGAUGAGAAAGUAAAUGAGCGCCAUUCUCCACAAACAGAAUCCAUGAUCACUUCCAUCGGCAACCCAGCCCAAGUCCUAAAAGUGAGAGAGACUUUUGGGACCUGGAUAAGAGAGUCUGCGAACAAAAGUGAUGACCGCAUUUGGGUGACUGAACAUUUUUCAGGUAUCAUGGUGAAGGAGUUCAAAGACCUGCCAGCGCUCCUCAAUAGCAGUUUCACCCUCCUCCACCUCCCACAUUAUUUCCACGGCUGUGGGCACGCUGUUUACAACAACUCUCUCUACUACCACAAAGGAGGCUCCAACACCAUCGUGAGAUUUGAAUUUGGGAAAGAGACACCUCAGACUCUGAAGCUUGAAAAUGCUUUGUAUUUUGAUCGAAAAUACCUCUUUGCAAAUUCCAAGACUUACUUCAACAUAGCAGUGGAUGAGAAGGGCCUCUGGAUUAUCUACGCUUCAAGUGUGGACGGCUCAAGCAUCCUUGUGGCACAGCUGGAUGAGAGGACAUUCUCCGUGAUGCAGCACAUCAACACCACAUACCCCAAAUCCAAGGCUGGCAACGCCUUCAUAGCCCGAGGGAUCCUCUAUGUCACAGACACCAAAGACACAAGGAUCACGUUCGCCUUUGAUUUGUUAGGAGGAAAACAGAUCAAUGCAAACUUUGAUUUCAGAAUGUCACAGUCUGUUCUUGCCAUGCUGUCAUACAACAUGAGAGAUCAGCAUUUAUACUCGUGGGAAGAUGGCCAUCUGAUGCUGUAUCCUGUGCAGUUUCUGUCAGCAGCGGCAAGUCAGCGGUAGGCUUGCUGUCUGCUCCCUCACUAUUCUCCACAUUUUCUAGGGUUUGGUCAAGCCCAACAGAAAGCCUAUAAAAGGUACCCAGACACUCGGAGCAUAAGCCAUGGGCUCUUGCACAAGCGGCGAGUCCGCUCUAAGCCAGGUUGUUGAAAUAGCUACAGAUUAGAAAUGGAUGUGGAUGGGAUCUGGUGACCCAGGGUCCCUCCUCAAACUCAGCAAGUUAGCUCUCCCCGAGACCUUAGCAUCCCCAUAGGUAACACGAAACAUCUGAGUAUGACUGACAUUUCCUCUUCCUAGAU
Molecule: messenger RNA, 1957 nt
Organism: Mus pahari (shrew mouse)
Lineage: Eukaryota; Metazoa; Chordata; Mammalia; Rodentia; Muridae
Gene: Gldn
Product: gliomedin
Exons: 10
Coding region: 12-1661 (549 amino acids)
Biological process (GO): signal transduction
Cellular component (GO): cell surface
Source: RefSeq, a predicted model, not a curated record